AUGCCUAGCCCGCUCGAGCAGUGGUAUUUCCAAAUUCCCCCGGUAACGCGCUACUACAUCACAGCCGUCUGCCUGCUAACCGUGGCCACGCAGCUCGGCUGGCUCGGUUGGUUCCAGCUCUUCUACAACUACGAAUACGCCUUCCACAAGGCCCAGUACUGGCGCCUGCUAACCACCUUUCUGUAUUUCGGCAAUUUCUCGCUCGACUGGCUGUUGAACAUGUACUUUGUAAUCCAAUACAGCCGCGACCUCGAAGAAGGCUCGUACCUGAACCGCCCCGCCGACUUCUUCUGGCUCCUGAUCCUGGUCUGCUCGUCCCUGCUGGGCAUGGCAUCGCUACUGGAUAUAAGCUUUCUGGCCAGCCCGCUGAACUUCACAUUGACGUAUAUUUGGGCAAGGCAGUACUCGUAUAUGAAUAUCAGCUUUCUGGGUCUGUUUACGUUUUCUGCGCCAUACCUGCCGUGGGUGAUGGCCGGGUUCUCCAGUCUGGUCGGGAAUCGCUGGCCGGUCAGCGAUCUGGUGGGCAUCUUCGUCGGCCACAUUUUCUGGUUCUUCGAGGAAGAGUGGCCCAGGCGGCCCGAGAGCCAAGGCCGCAGGGUGUUGAGGGCCCCUAGGGCGCUUUGCCGCCUAUUCCACCAAGAUGAUAAUGAGACUCCAGAGCCCGAGGAGCCACACCCAGCCCGCAUAUGAAUCCCGGAGAAAAUAGUGAAUAGAUUUAUUUACCCUGCAUUUCAUCUAGCCUCUGCAUCUUGCUAUCCAAGGACUCGAGCUCCACCG
This is a messenger RNA of Linderina pennispora, 777 nucleotides long. Its product is annotated as Der1-like protein. Gene Ontology annotation, biological process: endoplasmic reticulum unfolded protein response. Lineage: Eukaryota; Fungi; Kickxellomycota; Kickxellomycetes; Kickxellales; Kickxellaceae. Gene Ontology annotation, cellular component: endoplasmic reticulum membrane; Hrd1p ubiquitin ligase ERAD-L complex. The record is from RefSeq and is a predicted model, not a curated record. The transcript has 2 exons. Gene Ontology annotation, molecular function: misfolded protein binding; ubiquitin-specific protease binding. Bases 1 to 690 code for a protein of 229 amino acids.